Molecule: messenger RNA, 1839 nt
Organism: Sphaeroforma arctica JP610
Lineage: Eukaryota; Ichthyosporea; Ichthyophonida
Exons: 11
Coding region: 100-1284 (394 amino acids)
Biological process (GO): signal transduction
Cellular component (GO): membrane; endosome
Molecular function (GO): phosphatidylinositol binding; clathrin binding; ubiquitin binding
Source: RefSeq, a predicted model, not a curated record
CGCCUGACCAACAUACGCACAUCAAAUAAACGUGUUGCCGCAUAGAGAGACACAGACCCUUUACGAGGUUAUAUACAGUACACAGCCCAAACAACCAAUAUGAAUUUGCCAACCUUUUCCAUUCCGACCAACAUCGGCGGGUUCGACCUGGAUGUCUUUGCACUGACGACUACUGUGGGUAAGAAGGUAGAGCAGGCAACCUCUGAGCUACUGGUGAUGGAGGAUUGGGCAUUGAACCUCGAGAUCACCGACCGCGUUAACGCCACUGACGAUGGCCCUGGCGAUGCCGCACGAGCAAUCCGUAAACGUUUGGGAAACAACAACGAACGUGUAGUGACACUCGCACUCAAUCUGCUGGAGGCGUGUGUGCAAAACUGCGGCCAGCGAUUCCACAUGUCCAUGUGUCAGAAGGAUGUGUUCCCCAGUCUGGGCAAGGUGGCUGAGAAGAAGAGUGUCUCGGGAGAGCACGCACGCCGUCUAUUGGCCGAAUGGGCCAUCUCAUUCGACGGCAAGAGACAUCUAUUCCCAGAACUAUACACUGUUCAUGCGGAACUACUGAGCAAGAGUAUCGAGUUCCCCGAGAUCAACCCCAACACAGUCACUCCAAUUCAUAUGGCUGAGCCUGAUUUUGCAGUACCGGACACAGAAAUUACAACGCAGCAACAACAGUCACCGCUACAGCCACACAACACGUCACAGCGCAUAGUCCCCACAGACGCGCAGAUUACAAAGUUGGCCGAUGAGUUGGAGAUCGUCAAAGGCAACGCAGAUGUGCUGGACGACAUGGUCAACGCCUUAGACGCCACAGACAAUCCCACCGAUUCUGAACUGCUCAGCGAGAUAGUGGAGACGACGCGUGCGAUGCAUCAGCGAGUGGUGACGCUGAUAUCACAAGUGGACAACGACCAGAUCAUGAACACGCUGCUACUGGUAAAUGACCAGUUGGUGCAUGGCUUUGACGAGUACGAGAAGAAGUUAGCGCUCUAUCAGACGAGUCAAAAGGCCAUGGCCCCCCCAAGCACAGCUCAAAGGGACACAGCAGACACGACCAAACCACCCACCACAGCCACCAACGACCCCACAACAGGAGAGGCAGACUUAAUAGUCAUGGACACCCCAGCGACGACAACACCGAAUGCGUCAACAGUCUCUCAAACGGAGGACUUGGCCGAUGAUUUUGAUGGUCUAGAUCUGGAUACGUCCACCACUACGCACUCUACAAAUGCCACAGAUGAGAUGACGGAAGAAGAUUUCGACGACUUCUUAGGCGAAAGCAAAAACUGAAAUGGUCGACAAAGGAUACAACCGAGUACUUGAUGCUACGGCUUGUCUCGGCCUGUUCGCAGUUUUAGCGUUGUGUGUAGUCUAUAUCGCACACUCGUUUGCAGCGCAGACAGCAAUGCAAAAUACAGUGGAGACAGCAAUACAAAAGAAGCGCAGCGCCAUACCUACGGAUGAUUGUACGGUUGUCGGCUGUGAAGUGCUAUAGACUGUACGUGCAGUCCUGUAUGAAGAUUGUACAUUGCACCUGACAUCGACACACUUUGUGCUUCAAGGUUUGAGCAAACAUGAUGAAACCCUGGAACCCCACAACGUACCUCAAAUUAUUUCUCAGUCCAAUAGCAACUGGUUCAAAUUGGUUAAGAAGAAUGUAUUUGUCAGGGAUCGUCAUCUUUGUACUGAAAAUAUGCAGUUCAAUAAAAAUUCCUAUAGAUAUGCGCAACGUGAGCCAUGAGCAGACGGACGCAUACUACAAUGGCAAUAUGUGCAGCCAUGCCUGUGUAUAUAGUCUAUAUGGGACAUUACAUACGAGUGUUGUACGACAGCUCACACGAUUGC